Molecule: messenger RNA, 1119 nt
Organism: Amaranthus tricolor (Joseph's coat)
Lineage: Eukaryota; Viridiplantae; Streptophyta; Magnoliopsida; Caryophyllales; Amaranthaceae
Product: probable peroxygenase 4
Exons: 7
Coding region: 149-766 (205 amino acids)
Molecular function (GO): calcium ion binding; monooxygenase activity
Source: RefSeq, a predicted model, not a curated record
UUUAUUAACUCAUAUAUUCUUAGCUUUAAUUCGAAAUUGUUGGAUUCCUUUUUAUUAAUAAAACAAAGUUGCCACCUUCUUUAACGUUCUUCCUUCUUUACCUUCUUUUAUGUAGCAGAGAAAUCAAAGAUCUGAUUACUUGCACAAGAUGGAAAAAACAACUCCAACAUCUAGUCAUAUCAAUGAAAAUCAAGUUGAAGGAGGAGAAAACGUGCUUGCUAAGCAUGUUGCUUUCUUUGAUAGAAAUCAAGAUGGUGUUGUUUAUCCAUGGGAGACUUUUAAAGGAUUCCGUGCCAUAGGUUGCGGUAUGAUAUUGUCCACCGUUGCCGGCUUUGUCAUCAACAUUGGCCUAAGUCAUAAGACUCGUCCGGGGAAGUUUCCAUCCUUGCUUUUUCCUAUUGAGAUAAAGAACAUCGCCAAAGCCAAACAUGGGAGUGAUUCGGGUGUCUAUGACACACAAGGAAGGUUUGUACCAUCAAAGUUUGAAGCAAUAUUUAGCAAACAUGCGCGAACAAACGGGUAUGCACUCACUGCUAACGAACUCGACGAAAUGCUGAAAGCAAAUAGAGAACCAAAGGACUAUGGAGGAUGGUUUGCCGGUUACAUAGAAUGGAAGAUAUUCUUUAAUCUCUGCAAAGACAAGAAUGGAUUGUUGCAAAGAGAUACAAUUAGAGCAGUAUAUGAUGGAAGUUUAUUCGAAAAGCUCGAAAGCCAAAGACAAUCUGCUAAGAAACAUAAGCAAGGUCUUCAUGGUGAAGCUAAAUAAGCAUUGAUGUCGAUUAUCACCGGGUGGACACCGAUUCUUUAAGUGUGGUGUGUUGUUCGAGUUCUUGUAAGUUAUGUAAUGUAUGAAUUUAUACAUGUAUAUUACAAGGAUAUAUGUUGUGAAGGGAGAUGUUGUACUAUUUGUUGACACAAGGGAUCGCGAUUAUAGUCCAAGACAUCCCAUGUUUAUCGAAUGUUGGAAUUGGUAGUUUCUUUGGCAUCGGGCAUUUUCGGGUGGAUGUUCAUUCUAUGGAUAGUGUUUUGAUUUGUGUUUUUACUUAGUUCAAGCUAAAUUGGACAAUUGGAAACUUAUCAACGUGUUCAUUGAUUGAAUUGCAUAUAUUUGGGAGUUCA